AUGUUGAAUGAGAAUACUCCAAACAGAGCUCAAACACCUGGAUCAGAGGAUAAUAGCUUACUUAAAUCACUCUUAUCAAUACAAUUGACAUCUGAAAUGUUAACAACUGAACCACAUGCUGAAAACCAGGGCAGAAGAAGACAUCAAGAGAAAGAAGACACCUCAGGUCAAGAUUCUUCAUUUGAUCGUUUAGUUUCAAACUUUUCUAGUAUUCAAAGACAGAAAAAAGAUGUUAAGCGAAUUCCAGAAUUUGAAGAACACUUGAAAGAAUUCUCUUCACUCGUUCGUCAAUUCCAAAUUAAGGGAGUUGUCCUAAACCAACAGGAAAUUGAGGAAUUUCUUCGUGAUGAUAGAAAGGGAAACGAUGAAGUUGAUCCAAAUGUUUUGAGUAAGAUUAGAAGUAAGGAAUUGGAGAGCUACAUUAGAACUCUUGGUCCAAAAACCAUUCAAAUGAUGUGUGAUUGGAGAGAUCGUUUCCAUAGUGUUCAUGAAAACUCAAAUGCAGUUCUCGACUUUUCUGAUAAGAAGAAAAAGGUUGAGGAUAAUAUGAAAUUAAUGAAGAAGGCCAUGGAAAAUGUAAAUGCAAUUCCUCCAGCACGUAGGGAUAGCUUAUCAACACCAGUUGGUGGUAGUGGAAGGAGAGAUUCCUUACCUCUCAUCAACUCGUCACCAACUGGCUCACCAUCAGCAGGUAGUGGAAUGACCCUUACCACAACUCCUGGAACUCCAACAAGUCAAAUCAGAAGUGGAAUGACACAAUCUAAAAGCAGUGUAAAUAUGUUGUCUCCAACAACUACAACAUCUUACAGCCCAAUACCUAGAGCUAGUAGACAGAGAUCAAAAUCUUUGAAUGUUAUUAAAAAACUUGAUUAA
Messenger RNA from Naegleria gruberi, 873 nucleotides. RefSeq lists its product as uncharacterized. Lineage: Eukaryota; Heterolobosea; Eutetramitea; Acrasida; Naegleriidae. The record is from RefSeq and is a predicted model, not a curated record. Bases 1 to 873 code for a protein of 290 amino acids. The transcript has a single exon.